GCAUUUUCUUUCUACUUGUUGCUCAAGAUUCAAAGUUCCUGGAAGGGAGAGGGGCUGGGAUACGUCAAACUUGAAAACAGUUACUGCGAUCUGAAAGUGGGGGCCCCUUCCUGCUCAUGUGAGCUGGAAGGGCAAAAGAGAAUGAUACAUGUGCUGUUUCCUUUUCCAGUUGUGAAGGGGUCAGGAAUUCAGCAAGGAGUGUCUGAACAAGUGUUGCAUUCUCCUGGGUCCUUGGUCUCUUCCCUGCCUUUCUGGCCGCUCUGUUUAAUCCAGCCGGCGAUUCUGAACAGGGGGAAAAAUCUGUCAGCACAAAUAAGGCAUUUCUGAAGGCGUAAAUUAUGAGUGAACAAAACAAUGUGACACCACCGCCAUCUGGAGAUCUCGGGGGCUCUUCAGCGGCAGUAGAUGUGGCAGUCAUUGGAGGUGUCAUUGCAGCAGUGGCUAUUGUCCUAAUCUGCCUGUUGAUCGUGAUGCUCCGAUACAUGUACAGGCACAAGGGCACCUACCACACGAAUGAAGCAAAGGGAACUGAAUUUGCCGAAAGCGCAGACGCUGCGCUGAAAAAUGAUCCGGCUCUCCAGGAGGCUGUGGAUGAGAGCAAAAAGGAAUAUUUCAUCUAGAGCAAAGGGAAGCCACACUGAGACUGCCUUAGUGGUUCUUUCCCCAAGGGAAUCGGCCGGAAGUGCUACAUCAACAAAAGCACUAAGAUAUGGAUAUGGCAAGGAUAGAACCAAGCAUCCUAACUGAAAUGAUACUCCCCCCCAAACACACUCCUCAUGAAGAACAGAAUGCCAAAUACCUGACUGUUGAUUUUAUUAGCCACACAGCUGGUCACAGUUGAAUUCAAUAUCAGAUCAGAAGAAAUAAAAUCUCAGUCUGAAUGAUAAACCGAUACCAGCUAAUGAUAUCAAAUGUCAAACCUCGACAUUUGGUCAAAAUUGCAGAUGCCAAUGGAAAACAUCCUCUUAGCAUUAAUGAUGCCUCCUACGUCAAUGUUAUGCAGAACUAUCUGAAAAUGCAUUUUCAGUGGUAAUAGAACAAGUGUUAAACCCGAUAAAAGCUGGGGUUAGUGGAACAAAAAUUGGUCUAUAGUCCAGAAUCCACCUCCCCUUAAAUGUGCACUUUGCCAGGUGUGAUUUUUUCCUCCCCAGCCCUCUUCCUUCUCCCCCUACCCGCCAACUUUGUUUUUAAGUCAAGGACAUGACACACACAACCCCUAUAGGAAAAAUAUGGAACACUUAAGAGUGAAGGAUUUUUAGCUGGCUCUGCAUGGUGACUUGAGGAUUGCAGAGUGUUAGAAUUUACAGUAUAUAGUAGGUAUUGACCACUAGACUUAAGAAAAUGAUCCCAAAUAGCUAUUUGGCUCCUUUCAUGCAUACGUAAGUAGGUCAAUAGUUAUUGGCUAGUGCCGGCCACCUGAAACAAAUGCUCUCCACUAGAUUUGGAAUGAGAACUCUGGCCCUGGUGUUUAUUUAUUUAUUUCAUAUUGGAGAAUUCUUUCAAAAGCCUGCUGACAUUUGGGGGAAUUGAGUCAGAACACAGACAUAAAUAACAGUUAGAAAUGUAACUGUAAUGCUACCCUGGAGCAGUCUGUCCAUUUGAAUCCCAUUCUGUUGUAUUGAUUUCUCUCUCUUUUGUGCCCCUCCCAGCUUUUAGACAUAUCUUGCUUUUCAUGCAGCCUCAGAUACAAAAAAUUCCAUUGAGCAUCAGCUUUUUAAAAAAAAAUGGACGUGAUCUGUAAAAUGAAAGAUCUUGUUCAUCAUGUAAGAAUUCACUGUGAUGAAUUUCUUCACUACAGCAAGCUCUCUGUCUCACAGAAACCAACAGGUAGUCCUGGAAAUAGGAUUACUUGCCCUCUGCACCUGUUUAUCACCAGCUAGGUUUAUGUCCUUAAUUAUCCCAAAUGAGUGUGAGGAGGAGGGAAUAAUUAGUAACAAAUGUGCCUUCGAUCAACUACCCUGUUUUAAAUCAAUAGUUUUCUAUGUUUUCCUGUUUAAAAAAUAUGACAGAGAAACAUCUACAAUUGUGCUUUCACAGCUUGGUGGCUUCAUCUUCUCCAAAGAUCUUCAUUUUAUGACACUGAAGCCAGACUGGCUCCUAGAGACCAGCUUAAUUUACCAGCGUUGGCCAUACAACUACUAGGGGAGACCAGAUCUCCAGGAAAAAAUACUUGAGGAAUCAAGUAGAUUUGGUGAAGGAAGGGGACAGUUUUGUCUCUUUAAUUAUAUCCUCAAGGUUGCUCAGUACCUACAGGAGCAGGACUUUGCAGUAAGAGUCCUAAAGAUUGAAUGUUGGCUAAUGUUGAAUCUUUGUGCUGUAUGCUUUUAACCAAAGAAAAUCAAAACCAUGCCAACUUACUAAAAGCUUCGGACCAAAUUCCACAGACCAUUGUACAAUGAAAUCAUAUACAUCAGCCCACAUGAUACUAAAAUCCUAUAGUCCACCACUAACACAAUUCAAAUGUUAUGGGGUCAUGUACUUGAUUUUUUUAUUAACGUUACCACUUUAAUCCUUUCACUGCUGCUUUUGAAAUAAGAAUAAACUUGUGUGAUUAUUUUGGGUGGAAGAAACUGAUUAACCUUAGCAGUGGGAGUGGAUCCCCAGAAAAGGAGCUGGGGGAAGGGGGAGGAAAGGGACAUCUUCUUCUUGAAGGUGCAGAAUUCACGUAUCUACUAAGAAGUUAAAUUCUUUAUCGACCUAAAAAAAUACAUAAGCUUACUCCCCAGAUAGGCCCAGGAACCCAGUCUGGAAACCAUGUAUACAUUCCCUAUGGAUGUGAGGAUGGGUGAAACAUACACCCCAGGUCAUACAUGAGACCAGAGACACCCCCUCGCCCCACCCAAAAAAAAAAACCUUCCAGGAGGCCUAGUGGGCCAGGCUCUAUUAAACCUUUUCCUUAAAGCAAACUUCCUGAGUCAACGUUAUAUCCCCUUAUUUGUACCUUGCAUCUAUCCAGCCCCACACCAGCCAGCUGUGGCUGCUAAGAACUUAUGCAAUAAAGGUUUGUUUGAAGUCUUUCUAGUGGCUGACUGAAACUGUAGUAAAUUCUCAUCUGAGCAGCCGUCUUCUGGAUGGACACACAGCAGAAAUGAGGUGGUGGUGGGAGAUCCACUGAAGUUGCAAGGAACAAGUCAUUUUUCAAGGCUAGGGAUUGUUACUAAGCUACAAAGGAACCACGGGAUACCUGAACAGCUGCACAAGAUACACCAGAGUGCGUUUUUAUUUAUUAAUAGGGUGGAUGGACUAAGACAACCAAGCCUGAGUGUCAUCUCCAGUUGUGGGACUGAUGGCCAUCAGGUAGCUGUUAGUCAUAAAGGAGUGGUAUAAGUUGGCUUCAAUGGAGUUAUGCUGAUUUACAUCAAUUGAGACUCUGGCCCAGUAUGUGACUAUUUAGGCCUCAAAUCUUUGGCUAUGGUCCUCCUUAGUAGGUUACUUCAUUUCUGUAUGCAAUUUUCCCCACAUUCACGCAGCCAGCUGAACAAUCCAAGUAUACAAUAACUACAUCGUCUACCCAUCACCAAUGAGCCUUUUAGAAUAUUUUAGAACAGUAAUUUUGGCGCUAGUCAUGGUUUUCAGUUGUUUUUUCAGUGUUCUUUCAAGUUCAGAGAUUUUGACUCACGCACCCAGAACAGAGAGCAGAGCAGGGAUGUGAGGGGUGUUUUUGUUUGACUUUUUAGGAAUCAAAGGUUGCUUUGUGAAGAAAGAGCAACAUUUAACAGUAUCAUGAGACUGGCAGAGGUCUAAGGGCCCAAUCGCUCAUCCUCUGCCCACACAAUAGUCCCACUGUCUUCAAUCAGUCUGGCCUUAAAUCAGUGCAUUACAAAAUUCUCAUAACUUUUAGGGCUAAUUUGCAAAACUUCCUUCUCUGUGUGCCACAUGCUGUGCUAAACAGAACACAGUUUGCAAUACAGAGGUGCCUUGGUGGGUGGCUGUAACUUUGGAUCAAAAAGAGCUAAUAGAUUUUUUAAAAUAGCACUAAAAGUUUUCAGUUAGUUACUUAUUCCCAUUAUUUUGUAGCCACCAACUCAGGAACCAGGACACAUUUUGUUUGAGCAAAUGCCAACUAUACAUUUGGUAUGGAGCUGGCUGGGAAUUUUUUGACAAAAUGGCUUUCUGUCUUAAAAUGCCGUUUUGUCAAAACAAACUUGUUGUGAGAAAGGAUUGGUUUUAACAAAAAACUUUUGUUAGGAAGUUUUCUGGGGUCUAGGAUGGAAUUUCUAGUCCAAAGCAGAGACACUCCAGAGUACUCUGCUGCUUGAAUUCUCCUGAGUGAUUUGGAGUAAGGACUUGAACUCAGAAUGCAGUGCUGAACCUGAGUCUCACACACCUGAGCUGAACUGAGCAACUAAACCACCAGGCUAUUCUGGGGCAGGGGAAUCUAGUUCUCUUUCUUCUGGGUUCCCCCCUACCUCCCCCCAAAAAAAUCAAAACAGUCUUGGUUUCAUCCCAGUGCAAAAUGGGAAUUUUUUAGAAAUCUCAAAAUUUUCCACAGGAUAGGAAAACCAUUUCACACCCAGCUCUAGUUUGAUGCAGAUGCUCCUGAUGUAGUGCUCUCUAAUAAUUGACAGUCUUUGGUCCAGCAGGGACCACUUUGUACAUAACGCCUCUGUUCCAAAGCACCAGUUGGUCUUCAAAAUUCAUUUUCGGUGCCUUUGAAACUUUGUAUUGAAUCCUCAAAUAUUUGCUAUUUUUCAAACUGAUUCUGCUGUGGAUGCAUUAAGGCUUUUUUUAAAAAAAUGAGAUAAUAGCUAGUGUUAAGAAAUAAGGCUGAUAACUUGAUUAGAAAAAGCUUGUCUGGAAAGAUUCCUGUUGAUGUAAGUGGGCUUUAGAUUGGGCCCUGGAGAUAUAAACAGGUCUCAUUGAAACACGAUGUUGUUUGUGAAGGAAAAUAAACCUAUUAUCAAAAUCCAUCCUCUAGUCUAGAUUAAAUGAGUUACGUGGACAUCUGUUGCUCUGCUGGAUUUACAUGGCACCAACACCUGAUCUUAUACUAGUCACAGUGUUUAGUCUAGGGCUCUGCAAACAUCACAGGUGCUUAGCUUGAGUGGUGUAAUCCCAUUACCAGCAGUAGCAUUACACCAGCACUACUGAGAACAGAAUUUUGCCCAUAAGCAUUCAGUCGAACUAGUGGCCCUGCCUUCCGCUGUUGAUGGGAGUGCUUACCUAAGCACUUUCAGAUGCCAACCACUAUCGGUGCCAACGUGGGGCAAUCUGCCAGCAUUUCAUCACUGAAGCUGUGCCCUACCCUUUCAUUACAUAGUUAACGUUCCCAGCACCUUGGCCCACUCUCAUCAGUGAACGUGAGAAAGUAACAACCGAGAUGAAUGCAUCUCAUUCUCUUUCUAGGCAGUUGGUCAAUUUCUGCCACACCUCCUGCCCCAUGCAAUUCUAUUGACUUCAGGUGCAGUAUAGUCAAUCUGGCCAAAUAGACACACAAGCCCACAGAUGCCUUCUGAGGCAAAAUCAUUUAGAGGAGAAUGCAAAGCAGACUGUCUCCAGCCAGGGAGAAUGCCUGUGAUAUUUUCCUGUCCAGUACCUGGGAGCCGGAAGACUCACAAAAGGUUCCAGAAUCCAGAUGUUAAUAGCCCAGCAGAGCUGCCUCAGGACAGACAAAGGAAGAACUUCAUCUCUACCCUGUUUUGACUCAUGUACCAGCCACUGCUGUGAAAUGAGUGUGAAUGGCACUGUUGUGUCUAUUUAUCCUUACCCAAUCUCCAGUGUCACCAGCCUCCAGUGUAGAAGGGCACCAUUGGGUUAUUGGGCCACCUUUUGGCCAUUUUCUUCAUUGCUUUAUCUAAUUUCAAAUAAACAUGGCAAUUUAUACUUAGGGCCAGACUGAUCUGGCUGGCUGGCCAAGCUGGAUACAGGACACUGGACCAGACAGCUCAGAGACAGUAUGGCAGUUCCUAUGUUCCAGAUGAGUUUAGUGUGGUAAUGUUAUGGGUUCAUUGAUGAAGUUGUUGGAUUCUUGCAUAGUCUUGUAGUUCUAUGGCUUGUGUUAUAUAGGAGGUUAGACUAGAUGAUACCAACCAUCCCUUCUGGCCUCAAAAUCUAUGAAUUUAAAUCCACCAUUAUUCUACCAAUUUCAACAGUUACUUUGGGAUUACACCAGAGUAACUGGAGCAGAAUUUGGUCUGUGGCAUAAGCAAGGCUGGGAAGCCUUUGUAAUGUAGAUUCAGAAACAAUGCUCACUGGAUCUUGCUUGUGCUUCUCCAAGUGAGAUAACCGUGAAUUGCUUGUCAGUCACUUAAUCACAUUUAUCCUAUUAGCUAUAUUUUUUUAUCAUAGUGGAGUGAAAACAGCAAGCUUGCCAAAAGCUAGAGAUCAGUCAUAGCUUAAAUACCACCCUGCCAUUUACAUUAGAAAAAGAAAACCUGCUGCUGCUUAGAUCUUUUCAUCUUUCAUUACAGACCCUGAAUUUGAUUUCUGUGCAAUUUAGCUCUGUUUUAAUGCUAUAUCUGCAAGCGUCUCUGGGAUCAACCCUGCAGUCUGUCAUUCUCGAUUAGGCUGCACAUUUUUAUGGCAACAUACAGAAACAUCUGGCCACAUUUGCUCUCACUCACUCCUGAUUUACACAGCUUGGCACUCCAUUAACUUCAGGGUCUCCAUUGACUUAAUGGAGUUCCUCUGAAUUUACCAGUGAUUAAAAUAGAUUUUUAAAAGGAGUUCUCACUAUACUCACUGUACCAAGCCAGGGAUAGGGCCUAUUGUCUUCUUGCUGGUCCAAGCAUCCAAGAUACCUGUGCAUAUCCCAGACUGCUGAAUGAGAUCAACGAGGAAGCAGAUGAAUGUCCAACUUUAUGCAGCUUUCUUCGUUCAGAAGCCUUGACUUCUGGAGUGCAUGACCAUGGAACAUGUAGGCAAACAUUGCAUAGAUAGUCUUGAAUGGCUGACACAAUUAUUAUAUUUUUUCCCAACACACCUCCCCCUCCUUCAAAAAUACUGUAAAGAAUAAAUAAAUAACUAAGGGUCCAGAUACUCAGUAGAUGUAAAUCAGCAUCUCUCCAAAGACUUCUGUAGACUUGUGUUAAUUUAUACAUGGUGAGGAUCUUGCUCAAUAAUGUAAAAGGUCUUAUAAAACAAACAAUGAUAAAUCACCCCUAUGUCUUUCUUCCGGGCUGGUGCUGGCACCCAUCACCAUAAUAUCUAAGGUUUUGUCUUCACUGCAUUGUUAGCUCAAGCUAUAACUCAAGGUUUUCCCCUUAACCAACUCCUGUCCAUAUACACACACCUCUACCUUGAGUUCAAUGGUGCUUUAAGCCUGAGCUAGCUGGCCCAUCCGGCAGGAUGGAUUGACCAUUGAGUGCUGCCACUGAUGAGAUGGGAAUGCAGCAUCUUGAUUUACAACUACUCAUCAAUUGCCAAUCCAAUAACUCUGUGCCACUAAUCCAAGCCCUCCACCUAUUUUGAGUGCUGUUUCCCAAUGUGGUAACUCUCCCUUGUGCUAGUCUAGCAUAGGUUGAAUAACUUGAGCACAAAGAUGAGUUGAUUGGUGCAGUGAAGACAAGCCCUCUGAGCUGAAAUGGGUAUAUAUGCAGAACCAUAUGUACUAAAAUGCACUCCUAAGCCUAUAUCCCCCUUACAGGAGAGCUCAGGUCACUGAAAAUAGACAUUUCAUUUAUUUACUCACAGGAAAAUCUAGUGAAGUAGGUUCCAGGUUCCCGUUGACUUCAAUAUUAAUUUGCAUGGAUGAAAAAAAUUGGGAAGCUGAGAGCAACGAGUGUGAAUUGACAGGAAGCACAGACAAUUGAUAAGAAAAGCUAAAGGUAUCAAUGAAAAAUCUAUGUUCAGUAGGGUUAAGGACAAUGAAAAAUAAUUCUUUAAUCAUAUUAGGAACAAAUGAAAUCCAAACAAUGCUGUAGGGCGAAUACUAGUUAAGGAUAAUAAAAGUGUCAAUCAUGAUGGAGAAAAGGAAGAAGUAUUAAAUAAAUAUUUCUGUUCCGUAUUUGAAAAGAAGCAGAAUGAUAUAUUCAUGUCUUAUAGUGAUAGUGAAAUAUUUUCUAUUCCAUUAAUAUCUAGAGAGGAUGAUAAUUAGCAACUACUCAAAUUAAAUGGUUUUUAAAUCAGCAGGACCAAGUAACUUGCACCCAAGACAAUUAAAAGCAUUGGCCAAGGAACUCUGGGAACACUCAGAAAACUCAAUAAGACUGGAAAAAGUUAAUGUUAUGCCAAUAUUUAGAAAAGCUAAAGAGAGUGACUUGGUAACUAUAGGCUGGUUAGCCUGGCAUCAAUCAAAAUGCUGAUAUGGGAUGCAAUCAGUAAAGAAUUAAAAGUGUUAGCAUAAUUAAUACCAGUCAAGAUGGUUUGAUGGAAAACAAGUCUUGUCAAGCAAAUACUAUUGUGUUUCAAUAACAUUACAAGUUUGAUUGAUGAAGGUAACUUUGAUGACAUAAUAUACUUUGACUUCUGCAAAGCAUUUGCCGUAGUCCCAUAUGACAUUCUGUUUAAAAAAAAAUAGCACUCUGCGAAAUUAUUGUAGCCCAUAUUAAAUGGAUUAAAAACUGGUUAACUGAUAGAUUACAAAAAAUAAUUGUAAAUGGGGAAUCAUCAUUCUAUGGGGGUGUUUCUAGUGGCAUCCCAGAGGGAUCCGUCCCUGGCCAGAAUUUCACUCUUGUGUUUAUUAUUCUUGGGGAAGUUAAUUAUAGUCCUUAUAUAUCUCAGUAAGAAUACACUAAAUCAAAGGAUAAACCUUUAUAACAAGUCAGCACUCAGGACAUUUGUAUUUUCUUUCAUUGCUCUUUUUUGUUGCAAGAAUAUAUAUAUCUGCUGGCAAGUUGAAGUGGUAUUUACGUAAAUGUUUGCAAUUCAAACCUACUUUAACCUGACAAAGAAGAUCAUAGAAAAAUCUAAGUUCAUUGAUAUAUGCCUCUACUUCAUGGCUCUCUCUGAUACUUAUGUUAAAGUAGACUAUUAUGUUUUUAGUCAACAAAGCUAUUAAUCAAUUGCUGAUAUUAAUGUAUUAUAUUUUGAAUGGGAAAAAGAAAUUUAAAGCGAAGAGUAUACUUAUUAAUUAAAAUUGUCACUUUCUGUA
Messenger RNA from Gopherus flavomarginatus (Mexican gopher tortoise), 9031 nucleotides. It is a transcript of the gene GYPC, whose product is annotated as glycophorin C (Gerbich blood group). Lineage: Eukaryota; Metazoa; Chordata; Testudines; Testudinidae. The transcript is spliced from 3 exons. The coding region runs from base 339 to 620 and encodes 93 amino acids. Gene Ontology annotation, cellular component: cortical cytoskeleton; membrane. The record is from RefSeq and is a predicted model, not a curated record.